UGCAACCCCGCCGGAAAAAAUGUCCCUGCACCUUCUCUUUCUCCUUUCCUUGGCCUUCCAUGCAAACGCCCAGCCUCCUGCUGCUGGUUCAGAACAAUCCAUUCUACUUCAACUGAAGCAAUUCUGGUCCAACCCACCUUCCCUCAACCACUGGUCAUCUUCUCCGAACUCAACCGCCGCCCACUGCGACUGGCCGGAGAUCACCUGCACUGCCGGCUCAGUCACCGGACUUGCACUUGGCCACAAAAGCAUCACUGGUCCAUUCCCGCCGUUCAUCUGCGACCUUAGAAACCUCGUCGCCAUUGAUCUCCAGGACAAUAACAUCCGCGGAAAGUUCCCAACGGCUCUCUACAACUGCUCCAGGCUGGAAAUUCUCGACCUUUCACAAAACUACUUCGUCGGAGAAAUACCCGGCGACGUCGACCGACUGUCGCCUCUGCUCCGGUCGUUCAACGUUAGCGGUAAUAACUUCACAACUAUUCCGCCAGCGAUAGGAAGGUUCCCGAAGCUGAGAAUUCUCCGGCUUUUUCUCAACGAGUUCAACGGCUCUUUCCCGCCGGAAAUUGGCAACCUGUCUAACCUUGAAUAUUUGGAGAUGUCUUUCAAUCAUAAUUUUGAGCCGAUGGCGGUGCCUUCGAGCUUUACGCAGUUGACGAAACUGAAGCAACUGUCGAUUAGAGAUGCGAGAUUGAUCGGAAAAAUCCCGGAAACAAUAUGGAAUUUGACUGCUUUAGAGAUCCUCGACCUGUCAAUCAAUGGCUUGACCGGUUCCAUUCCAAGCGGUGUAUUUCAGUUGAAGAACUUAGCUACAAUUUAUCUGUUCAUAAAUCAGUUGUCUGGUGACAUUCCUCGGUCAAUUCAAUGUCCAAAUUUGAAGAUAAUUGAUUUAUCUGAAAACAGCUUGACGGGAACAAUACCCCAAGGUUUUGGAAAGCUGACAAAGUUGACGGAAUUAGGUUUGUUUAUGAAUCAAUUUUCCGGUGAAGUACCUGAAAGAAUAGGCCGGAUUCAGUCGCUGACACUUUUUAAGUUGUUCAACAAUAACUUCUCAGGAGUACUACCACCUGAGCUCGGGCGGUACUCGAAGCUCAACCUAUUUCAUGUCUCAAACAACCAAUUCUCCGGCCAGUUGCCGCAGUUCUUGUGUGCUAAUGGUGCACUGACCAGUGCAAUAGCUUUUGGCAACACUCUCUCCGGCGAGCUGCCGAAAUCACUUGGUGAUUGUAGGAGCCUGCUCUCCCUCAGGGUUCAUGGCAAUAUACUUUCCGGAAGCAUUCCACCUGGUUUGUGGACAUCACCCUCUCUGAGAACAUUGACGCUUCAAGAAAAUUCAUUUUCCGGUCAUCUUCCAGACAAAUUGGGGUCGAAUUUAUCGCGACUGGAGAUCAGUAACAACCGCUUUUCCGGUGAAAUCCCGGCUGGGAUUUCAUCCUGGUACAAUUUGAGCUUCUUCAAUGCAAGCAACAACCUCUUCACUGGCUCAAUUCCUCAAGGAUUGACGGCUCUUUCUAAUCUGAACAUUCUGUUGCUUGAUGGAAAUCAACUUUCUGGGCGUCUUCCAACAGAUAUGGUCUCAUGGAAAUCUCUAAAUGCCUUAGAUCUCAGCGGAAACCAUCUCUCAGGCCCAAUUCCUGCCGAAAUUGGCUCUUUGCCCACCCUCACUGGUCUGGACUUGUCAAGGAAUCAGUUUUCCGGCCAAAUCCCACCUGAGAUUGGCAAUUUGAGGCUAAAUUCACUCAAUCUAUCUUCCAAUCACCUCACAGGGAGGAUCCCAGUUGAGUUUGAGAAUGCAGUUUAUGACAAGAGCUUUUUGAACAAUCCCGGUCUUUGUGCAAGUAAUCCAUCAUUUGGGUUACAAGUCUGCUCUUUGGGAUCUCAAAACUCGAGCAAAAUAUCCCCUCCGCUCCUGGCAGUAAUUGUCAGUAUAGCAGUGCUCGUGUUAGCUACGAUCUCCGUGAUCUUCGUGGUCAGAAGAAGAAUUUGCUGAAAAAAGAGCCUGGUCGGGAUGAAGAGGCUAUUUAGCUUAGCGGUUUGACCGCUUAUAAGCUGCAUAAAUAACUUUUCAACUAAGCCACAUUUUUAGAUGAAGUAUUUGAUAAUACAAAUUAACUUAAAAGUUAAAUAGUUUAAACACUACCAUAAUAGUGUUUGAGGAAAGCUAGUACCCCCAACUUCUACUAAAAAAGCUAUUGUGUUAACUAAUGCUAAUA
Molecule: messenger RNA, 2210 nt
Organism: Diospyros lotus (date-plum)
Lineage: Eukaryota; Viridiplantae; Streptophyta; Magnoliopsida; Ericales; Ebenaceae
Product: receptor-like protein 52
Exons: 1
Coding region: 20-1987 (655 amino acids)
Molecular function (GO): protein binding
Source: RefSeq, a predicted model, not a curated record